AUGACAACAAUCAGCACAGAUGUAAUCCUCUUCGAUCUCGACGGCACCCUCGUCAACUCCACCCUCGCUGUCGAAAACUCCUGGACAAACCAAGUCAACCUCCACAACCAAUCGCAUCCAUCAUCACCCAUUUCCCUCCCGGAAUUACUCCACGUCACCCAUGGUACUCGCACAAUAGACACAUUUAAGAAAUUCUUUCCAGAACUCAAAACUGAUCCGGACAGUAUUGAAGCCUGGGAACGUGAAAUCGUCACGAAUUUCGGCCAUCUCGGCCAUCCCAUCCCCGGCCUGUCCGAAUUCUUACAAGCGUUGAAUCAGGCGGGGUUGAGUGACAGAUGGGGUAUCGUGACGUCGGGAACGACGGAGUUGGCAUAUGCGUGGUAUGAUAAAUUAUUUGGGACUGCUGGUGUGGAAAGACCCGGGGUGUUUGUGACUGCGAAUGAUGUGGGACGGGGGAAGCCUGAUCCGGAGGGAUAUUUGACUGCAUUUGGGAAGAUUCGGGAUGGGUUGGGGAGAGAAGAUAAGUGUGAGGCGAUUGUGUUUGAGGAUGCCCCUACGGGGGUGAAGAGUGGUGUGAACGGUGGGUUUUUGGUUGUGGGGAUUGGGAGUACGUUUCUGAAGGAGGUUUUAGUGAAUGCUGGGGCCAAAUAUGUAGUGGAGGACUUUACAAAAGUGAAGCUAGAAAGAAGUAAAAAUGGGAGGAUUAUUUUAAAGUUGGAUAUUAUGUAG
This is a messenger RNA of Hemisphaericaspora subhashii, 729 nucleotides long. It is a transcript of the gene DOG1, whose product is annotated as 2-deoxyglucose-6-phosphatase. Bases 1 to 729 code for a protein of 242 amino acids. The transcript has a single exon. The record is from RefSeq and is a predicted model, not a curated record. Lineage: Eukaryota; Fungi; Ascomycota; Pichiomycetes; Serinales; Debaryomycetaceae. Gene Ontology annotation, molecular function: beta-phosphoglucomutase activity; 2-deoxyglucose-6-phosphatase activity.